Molecule: messenger RNA, 1970 nt
Organism: Artibeus jamaicensis (Jamaican fruit-eating bat)
Lineage: Eukaryota; Metazoa; Chordata; Mammalia; Chiroptera; Phyllostomidae
Gene: ARL16
Product: ADP ribosylation factor like GTPase 16
Exons: 5
Coding region: 29-550 (173 amino acids)
Molecular function (GO): GTP binding; GTPase activity
Source: RefSeq, a predicted model, not a curated record
CGGGUGCUGAGCGGUGCUGGACUUUGGGAUGUGUCUGCUUUUGGGGGCUACCGGCGUGGGGAAGUCGCUGUUGGUGAAAAGACUGCAGAAGCUGAGCUCUCAGGAUGGGAAGGGUGACCUGGGCGAUCCUCCCCCUACGCGGCCCACGGUGGGCACCGACCUCACUGACCUCAUGGCCCCCAGAAAGAUCACCAUCCGAGAGCUGGGCGGGUGCAUGGGCCCCAUCUGGCCUAGUUACUAUGGAAACUGCCGUUCUCUCCUGUUUGUAGUGGACGCCGCCAACCCCACCCAGCUCUCUGCGUCCUGCGUGCAGCUCCUGGGCCUCCUGUCUGCAGAGCCCCUUGCAAGGGCAGCGGUCCUGGUGGUCUUCAACAAGAUCGACCUGCCCUGUUACAUGACCGUGGAGGAGAUGAAGUCGUUAAUCAGGCUCCCAGACAUCAUUGCUUGUGCCAAGCAGAACAUCACUGUGGCAGAGGUCAGUGCCCGAACUGGCACUGGCUUGACAGGGGUGCUGCGCUGGCUCCAGGACACCCACAGAACCAGCAGGUGACCACCAGGUGGAGAGUGGCCGGACAGCUCCGUGCAGAGGAGGCAGAGGACGGCCAUGCUUGGCCUCCGAGGUCUGUUCUCAGGAAGACAGCUGACCCAGCAAAAGCCAAGACGGCGGGCUGCUGUGCUGAGCUGUGGGUACGGGUAAACUGAGGCACCCAGGUUACAAACACUGCUGACAGCUGACGCUGGAAGGCAGACUGUCCAGGGCUGGGGGAGCGGGACCGCCCACCAGAGCUCUGGCCCUCUGAGCACCCGGAGGAGGCUGGAGGAUGGGGGAGGCUCCAGUGGAGCACAGGUGCUGGCAGGCUCGUGCUGGGCUCUCUGGGCCCGGGUCCCGCUCAGUGUCCCUUCCACUUUGGCUGAGGGAACCGGCAGGACAACUGCUGAUGGGUGGGUAUGUCCCAGGGCACCCAUAACAAAUGACCUCAAACUGACUUAAAACAACCUAAGUUUCUGAUCACGGCUCUGGAGGCCAGAAGUCUGAGAUCGAGGUAUUGUAACCAGGGUAUGAGCAGGGUUGGGCCCUGCUCCUGGAGGCCCCGAGGGGGUCCUGUCCCUGGUCUGUCUCCCAGCUCCGACUGGCAGUGGUAAUUUGGGGGGGGUCCUUGGCCCAGGGCUGGUUGAGCAUGCAUCUCUGCCUCUGUCUUCACAUGGCCUUCUCUUGGGGACAUCUGUCAUUGGACUUGGGCCUGCCCCAAAUCCUGGGUGCCCUUGAGGCCCGUAUUACAUUGGCAAAGACUGUUUCCAAAAACAGCCACAUUUAUACGUUAUGCUGGUUACAGCUUGGACGGAUCUUUUAGGGACCACUAUCCACCUGCUCUGUUGGGCCAGGAACGCAUUGCCUGAGUGGUCGGCGGCGUCAGGCCUCGCGGUGCUCCUGGCCCUUUGCCGUGCACAGCCUGCGCUGCAGCUGGGCGCCCCGUGACUCGCCCCAGGAGGUUGCUCCUGCUUUCACUGCUGAGCAGCUGUCCUCGUGGAGGACCCCCCACUCAGAGGUGGGGUUCUUGUAGCUUUCAGACACCCGACUUCAGGAUUUGAGCAAAGCCCAGUUAAAAGCACGACGUGUUGGAAGGGCCUCUAAGCUGUAACUCAUCAGUUCUCCAGCAAAGGGGGGAGUGGGGUGUGAGCUCUGGGGCUGGCCCUCGGGGUGCCAGCAGGCCGGAAGCCCCCUUUUACUGUAAAUUUCUAAAUUGUGUAAACCGUGUUCUGUGUAUUUGAAACGUGAAUUAAACCAACAAAAUAAAAGCAACUAAAAACCUGAAAAGCUCCUCCUAAGGUGCAUUGGAGCCCAACAGGAGGCCUGUCUGGCCUUCACUGGAGGACAACUGACGUCUGGAGCGUGGCUCCAUGCUCUGUGUUAGUGCCCCCCAGGACAGACCCGCUGCACAGGGCAAACUGCUACGUCUGGGAGCCGUUUU